GAGGGAUAGUCCCAGUGCUGCAUGGUGAAACCUUCAUGGUAUUAACUGGACAUGUAGAUAAUUUAUUUGGGUGGAGGAAGCCUGAAUACACAGAUAAAACAAACAAACAAAAACAAAAAAAAACAACCUCAUCGUAUCUCAGUGUAACAGCCUUUGGCACAUAAUUACAGCAUGACCAGAGGAAUAAAUGAGGAAAAACAGUGGGCUUGUGAUCGCUUCAUUCCAUGACAGGUGGACUGUAGAAAGCAGCUUGAAUCAUCACCAUCAUGCUUCACAGUCAUCUGGCAGCUGACAGUCUGAUGUCUGACACCCUGCUGACUUAUCAUCGCCGAGACGCUCAUUCCUCAGUUCGACGCGUGGAGGCAAACGGUGACCAAAUACAUACAUUGAUUGAUUGAUUGAUUGAUUGAUGUUGAUUAUAUUGACGUUAUGGUUCACUGGACAGACAAGGAGCGCAGCACGGUCAGAGCUGUGUGGGAAAAACUUGAUAUCGAUCAGAUCGGACCGGAAGCUUUGGCAAGGGUGCUGAUCGUCUACCCCUGGACCGAGCGGUACUUCGGUGGUUUUGGAGACAUGUUCACUGCAACAGCUGUUCUGAACAACUCCAAAGUGGCGGCCCAGGGCAAAGUGGUGCUGAGGGCCCUGAGCAGAGCGGUGGAGAACAUGGACAACAUCAAGGGCACAUAUGCUGCCCUGAGCCGGAUGCACUACAAGAAACUCAACGUGGAUCCCGAUAACUUCAAACUGCUGGCAGACUGCAUCACAAUCACCGUCGCCUGCAAACUGAAGGGCGACCUCAGCCCUCAGACACAAGCCACCUGGCAGAAGUUCCUGUCUGUUGUAGUCGAGGCUAUGGGCAGUCAGUACUCCUGAAGAGAAGAGCAACCCCAGAUGGGGAACAAAAUAAAUAAAUAAGAUAAUAAAAAUCAUAUUUAAACCAUGUGUAACAGGCCUGAAUAGGCGUGGUUUCAUCUAAAACAACUGGGAUUGGACAACUCUUUAAUACUGAGCGGGCAUAUUUUAUAGUUUGGAUCAUUUUUGAUGUUCUGCUUUGGCACAUUUUAAGAUCGAGCUUCAGAUGUUUGGACAGAAGGGAUCUGGUGACCCCUUGAGGUCCUCAGGGGAAGUACAAGUUCUCUCCAGAGCAGGUUGUCAGAUUGUAAAAGUCAACGUUACAUGAGUGUGUCGUUAUAUUUUUGAAAAUGGGCAAACAGAGCCAUUAAUUGUUGCGUGUUUUAGGGAUUUAUUAACACAACCAUAUAUACUCUCACUUCUGUCAAUAAAAAGAGCGAAUAUUA
This is a messenger RNA of Acanthopagrus latus (yellowfin seabream), 1298 nucleotides long. RefSeq names its product hemoglobin cathodic subunit beta-like. The record is from RefSeq and is a predicted model, not a curated record. Gene Ontology annotation, cellular component: blood microparticle; hemoglobin complex; haptoglobin-hemoglobin complex. Gene Ontology annotation, molecular function: haptoglobin binding; heme binding; oxygen carrier activity. Lineage: Eukaryota; Metazoa; Chordata; Actinopteri; Spariformes; Sparidae. Bases 430 to 873 code for a protein of 147 amino acids. The transcript is spliced from 3 exons. Gene Ontology annotation, biological process: oxygen transport; hydrogen peroxide catabolic process.